Messenger RNA from Arxiozyma heterogenica, 1026 nucleotides. RefSeq names its product phosphatidylglycerol phospholipase (gene PGC1). The record is from RefSeq and is a predicted model, not a curated record. The coding region runs from base 1 to 1026 and encodes 341 amino acids. Gene Ontology annotation, biological process: glycerophospholipid catabolic process. Gene Ontology annotation, molecular function: phosphatidylglycerol phospholipase C activity. The transcript has a single exon. NCBI's taxonomy places the organism in Eukaryota, Fungi, Ascomycota, Saccharomycetes, Saccharomycetales, Saccharomycetaceae.
AUGAGUGAAAUAAUAAAUAUCCCAUCUAUACAGAUGGUUGGUCACAGAGCUUUUAGAGGUUUAUAUCCAGAAAACACUUUGAUAGCAUUUAAUAAAGCAUACGAAGCUAAUGUAGACAUUAUUGAAACUGAUCUGCAAAUGACACUUGAUGGUGUCAUUGUUAUAAAUCAUGAUUCCGAUACUGGUAGAACAUGGGAUAAAAAUUUAGUGAUAUCCGAAUCCACAUGGGAUCAACUCAGAACUUUGAAAAAUAAGUCUGAUCCCUCUCAAAGAAUGAUGACUUUAAAAGAUAUGUUAUUUUGGUCUUUAGAACAUCCAAAUUGUCAGUUAAUGCUCGAUAUCAAAUUCACCAAUGACAAAUUGAUUCUUUUACGGAUUUACUCUGAACUUCUUGAUGUUAAAAAUGAUCUCGAUUUCUGGAGAUCAAAACUGAUUUGGGGAGUUUGGCUUCUGGAUUGGUUUGAAUUUGGUGUUCAAACUAAUGUUUUUAAAGAUUUCAAAAUCAUUGUUAUCACUAUGUCACUCGAUAUUGUCAACCAAUUUAUCGAUUAUUCAAAUAAAUUAAAUAAUCCACAUUAUAAACUCUAUGGGAUUAGUGUUCAUUUCAUUUCAACUUGGACUCAAUAUUUUAGAGACAUUAUGGUCUCAGUUUUACUUGAGAAGGACGUUAAAUUGUUUCUAUGGACUAUUAACAAUAAGAUCGACUUCAAAUAUAUUGUUGGCCUGCCUGUAUAUGGCACCGUGACAGAUAAUAUCAUAACUACUAAAAAAUAUAUUAUUGAAGUUUAUAAAGAGCAUGAUUCUCUACAAAGAAAACCUGAGCAAGAUGACGUAAAUAGAUCAUUGUUAGGAAAAUAUUAUACUCCUGUAUGGAAUUCAUGGGAAGGAGUCAGAUUUUAUACUUAUACUAAAAUAUACAGAUUUGUUGCUGUUUUAGCAUGUUCGGAAUGGGUUGAUAAGGAAAUAUUAGGGAUAUCCUUUGCUUGCUUGCUAUUUAAAUUACUAAAAUUGAUUCAUUUCUUUUAA